AUGAGGCAGGCUAAUGGCAAGAGAUUCAGCUUUGCGUUCACAGAGAAGGCUGUGAAGUCUGGCUCCAUGCGGCUGGGGAAGGAUGCCAUCAUCUUCACCAAGACUGGAAGGGUUCUCAGCAUGGGGCAGCUUUCCCAGACCUCCAUGGACUGUGUCUGUGGUGAGACAGUGAUUAUCCCACUGGUGUAAUUCAACUAGCAAAAUGAGAAAAUGGUUGUUACAGAAGGCUCUGUGCCUAGCCUGGAGGCCAUCCUGGAGCAUACUGUCUUCAACACCAGGGAGGAGCUGCUGCCACAGUUCAGUGCCAUUCCAGGCAAAAAGGGCACGCAUAUCCUCAUUGGGAACAUUCGCAGAAAUAAAGAUGGGGAGCUGGAGCUGGAUUUUGAUACGGAUGAGCAUAUUCAGAUAGCGGACUUCCUUGCAGAUGAUGGGGAGAUUCCCAGCACAAAGGUUCUGCACUCUCAGAAGAUGGUUCCAGAGUUUCCUGGCCCAGAACUGGAGUACUCAUUACAGGCAUACUGCGGUAUCUUGUACCUAAAGCCUUGCAUGCAGAUUGUCCUGCAACAGAAGAAGGUGAACACUCAGCUGAUCACCAAGAGCCUGGCCAAUGUUGAAUAUGAUUUUUACAAGCCAAGAUUCAUCAUAUCCAAAAGGGUGAAGAUCACCUUUGGAUUCACCUGCAAGAACAAAAGCCACUAGGGGAUCAUGAUGUACCACAACAACCUGCUCAUCAGAUCCUAUGAGAACGUGGGCUGUCAAAGGAAGGGAGGUGGUGUAGGUGUGAUUGCUAUAAUUGAAUGCAACUUCCUGAAUCGAGCACACAACAAAGAGGAGUUUGAAGAAGGCAAAGAGUGCCAGUAAGAGAGACCUGUGCCCAAGGCUGCUGCUUGGAGAGGGUUUUGCUGUGAUACAACCUUUGUUCUGAGCACUGCACAUGUUCUUAGGUCUGUUUAUUGUGAAGUAGCCUCAGAUUGGCCUGUUUUUUCCUCCUCUAGUGCCCCUAGAGAGCAUGGAGAAUUUUGUCCUGAAAGUCUGGUGCAAACAUAUAGCCUUGGGCUGAGGAAAGGACACAUCCUCUGUGUUCCUUCAGCUCAUUCCCUCACAAGACUCCGGCCCUGAGCAGACUCCUCUGAAAUAAAAUGGAGCCUGUGUUCAUGUAUGCUUUAGCAGAGCCGCCCAAACUGAGAACACACCUAUGAAGCCAAAAGAAAAAGUUGAACGCUCACGUGGAGCUCCAGUUAAGGGGUACAGCAGAAGCAGGCAAUGUCCUCCCUUCAGGGACUAGCCCCUGCUCUCCUGGGGGUGCAGCACUCCACACUUUGGGAAAGGUUGUACUUGGGGAAAGAGACCUGUAGUCUGAAUGUUUUUGUGAUGAUAUUGGCCCAUUUUUUGCAGCUGUGGGGUGGGUGAUACAGAAGGGCUGUUAAGGUGCCAACCUAAAACCUUCAGUCACAGGUCUAAGUCAAGUUCUGGGGGAAGUGGUUUGUGUUUGCCCUGGUUGUUCCUUGUGCUGCCUGUUGCGCCAGUAGGAGUUGCCCAAAGUUAGCACCUUCUUACGGAGUUCUUCCUUCCAGACAGACAAUUGCUGUGCUGGGACAGAAACUCAACAGCUAUUGGAAAGUGAAGAUGGCACAGAUGAAUUUGGGAAAUGUGGAUGUAGCUUGCAUGAUAGCGUAGGAAUCAUUUUGCUGCUGCUCUGAUCUUUGCCAGCAUUAAAAGCCUGGGGGCUUUCCCUUGGCCAAGGUGAGGUGGCAGUGUACCACCACGAGGAGCAGAGGCUGCCGAGGGAUGACUGGACUCCUUCCUAUAGGGAAUUGAGAUUUGAACCUGUGGAAUUUGGCCUGGUGGUUACUGGGAGGGAUGCCACACCAUGGGCAGGGUGUCCCUGGGAGAGCAGAGACAUGUUGGCUGCCCUGGACCAUCCCAUGUGCUGUGCCAAAUGGGCUGGGAUUGGUUUGGGUCAGGUGACAGCACUUGUUCUGAACAGCCUUUUCUGGUGUUUACUCCAUGCUUGAAAUACUCAGACUGAGCAUUAGUUUUUGCAGAGAGAGACCAGACCAGACAUGGGUACAAUGUGAAGAGUGUCUGAAGUGGAGGAAGCUCCCUGACCAGGUUGACUCUACAUUGUUACCAGAAAGCUGGUUUUGUUGUCUCUAUCCCCUUCCCAGAUACAGGCAUGCUUGACUGGUCUUGUUGCAGAAGCUGUUUGACACCCUAGGAGCAGGAAUACAGUGAUGAGGAGAAGAGACCCAGAUAUAGACAGAAAUGCCAGAAGGGGUGAGUAUAUCCAGUUCCAGUUUGCAGCUCAGCUACCUGGAGCAAGGAUGGGGGAAAGAGAGGCAUUGGGUGUCCUGCAUACAGGAGAUGUCUGCUGCUUUUCUCUUGUUGACCUGUUGUUCUCCAGGUGAAAGAACGUUUUACCCCUCGGUAAGACAGCAAGGAGAAACCUGCUCUUUUUUUUCCCUUUUGUUGGUCUAGGGAGCUGGACGGAGAGAGGAAGAGGAGAUUGUUAUCAUCUGGGGAGAGUGUGGAACAGCAAGUGAGGCAGGAGGGAGAAGGCUGCAGGAGUCGGCACAGGGAAAGUCUCGAUGCUGGAGGGCUUGGCAGGUUCUCAGUCCUGCCUCACUGUUAUUCGUGUUUCCUCCUGUCAAGAGAGAUGCCAACAUGUGAAGGUGUCAGAGCAUCAUAUAAAAUGAGACUUUGAUUUUUAUUUGUGUACACCUUGGACGUGCUUAAAACUCUUAACAGUAACAGGGGUCAGGGCAGUUCCAGUCCCUGCGCUCAAUCUUACCCUGUACUGCCUAGUCCUAGUGUGUUCCUUCCUGGCUCUCCUGGCUAGAAGAGGAUGCAGGGAGCUGUAUGUUUCCUCUCUUGGGGUUGCAGCUCUGGUCCUGUGUGGCCUCUUUCCCCAUUUUCAGGUUAACUGGUUAUAUUAAAGACUCUGAUGUUUUGAAUUUUCAGGAGAAGUGUCUUUUGGACAUGGCUGCCCAGGAUGGGUUCUCCAGGGAGCUCUGUGACACUGCAGCAAGGAACUCUUCAUGGCAGUUGGUAUUUCAAAGACUGCUGCAAAUUGUGAAGCUCCCAUUUGGCUCUUCCAUUUUGGAAUGAAGGUGAGAUGAGGCAAGCAGUUCCAGUGCUGGCAUGACCUGUAGCGGAACUCGCUGGCACAGUGUGCCAGGGAGUUUUGUGAUCUGGGGAAACCUUGCGUUAACGGAGAGACCUACCAGGAGCUGGCAGCUCAUGCGAGAGCAGCUGAUGAGACCUGGGUGGUGCCAGGAGCAGCCAUGGCCAAGCCCCCACAGCUAUAAAGCAAACCCCUUCCCAGGUGCCAGGCCGGAGAGCGUGCCAUACUCUUAUACCAGUACUGGAUCGCUGCAGUGAGUACACCUGUGGGAGGUGCACCCCAGCAGAGGAACUCCUCAGCUUAGUGGCAGAGCUCCGGGAGGAGGUGAUUAGGUUGAGGAAUAUCUGGGAGUCUGAGAGAGAGAGAGAUUACUGGAACCGCACCCUACCUUUCCUGGGACAGGCCUGUCGGGCAGACAGGACACAUGAUCUGGAGGAUUCCCUAUCCUCUCUCCACCUGGCAGAAUGUGGUGACUUAAGGGACGGGGGGGAAUGGCAACAAGUUCCUGCCUCACGCAGCAGGCACAUUUCCUCCAUGACUACCCCACCUUCCCAGGUGCCCUUGCAUAAUAGGUAAGAGGCUCUGCAAGUGGAACCACAGUGAUGAGGAUGAUGGUCCAUCGAGGUUGGAGGUUUUGCCAAGGUCAAGUCGGCCUGUGCCCCAUAUCAAAAUUGCUUCCAUUAAGAAAAAAAGACAGGUUAUUGUCAUAGGAGACCCUCUUCUGAAGGUCCAAUAUGCUGACCAGUUAGUAAGGUCCCCUGGGAAUCUGCUUUUGAAUGUACUGGAGUCCAUGAAUGCUGGUCACUUUUUAAGAGCCAUCCUUUAAGAGCACAGAACCAGUCAAUUCAGAAGUGUUGGAAGUCAACAAAGUGGGGCAGAAGGCCGGCUUGAUGAGCAGGGAUCUUCUGCUAGAACUUAGGUGGAAAAGGAAGGUGUAUGGAAAUUGGAAGCAAGGACAGGCAAGACAGGAGGACUACAGAGAUGCUCUUCGCCAUUGUAGGGAGAAAAUUCAUGUGGCCAAAGCUUGAUUAGAGUUCAAGCUGGCCAGUACUGUGAAGGACAACAAAAAGGGUUUUUUAAAAAUAUGUUAACAGCAAAAGGAGGAUCAGAGAGAACAUUGGUCCGUUACUUGACAAGGUCAGUCACCCCACAAAUAGGGACGUAGACAAAGCAGAGACCUUUAAUGCCUUCUUCACCUCUGUCUUCAACUCCAUUGAUGGGCCCUGGGACCCCCAGAGUCCUGUGUUGGAAGACCAUGGCUGAGGAGAUAAUAAACUCGCAGCCAAACCUGAACUUGUUUGAGACUUACUGCUCCAGCUGGAUGCACAUAAGUCUAUGCGGCCCAAUGGGAUUCACCCUAGGGUACUGAAAGAACUGGAUGACGUCAUCAUGGGACCUCUUUCCAUUAUUUUUCAACCAUCUUGUGAGUCUGGAGAGGUCCCUGUCAACUGGAAGCUGGCAAAUGUUGUCCUAAUUUUCAAGAAGGGUAAGAAGGAAAACCCUGGUAAUUACAGGCCUGUCAGUCUUACUUCAGUGCCUGGUAAAAUUAUGGAGAGUUAUU
This is a messenger RNA of Haliaeetus leucocephalus (bald eagle), 4685 nucleotides long. RefSeq names its product MORC family CW-type zinc finger 4 (gene MORC4). Gene Ontology annotation, molecular function: ATP hydrolysis activity. Gene Ontology annotation, cellular component: nucleoplasm; nucleus. NCBI's taxonomy places the organism in Eukaryota, Metazoa, Chordata, Aves, Accipitriformes, Accipitridae. The record is from RefSeq and is a predicted model, not a curated record.